This is a messenger RNA of Schistosoma intercalatum, 6536 nucleotides long. The record is from the annotation of a GenBank genome assembly. Lineage: Eukaryota; Metazoa; Platyhelminthes; Trematoda; Strigeidida; Schistosomatidae.
UAGUACCCAAGGUCACUAGGCUGUCAAGGUUUUCUUGUAUUUUGUAAUAUGUAACUGUGCCUCUGUAGUUUGUUUGGCUUACUGAUACUUCAUUAUAUGUACAUAAUGCAGCCAUUUGUUCAUGUGUCUCCAGAAAAGUCCAGUGAGAGGAAUCUUGUUACCAGUGUUAUGGGUGCUCUAAGUGAUUAUAUGCCCAGGAAUCAGUAUCGUACGUGUGGCUCCACAGAACAGGUGUUUAGCGUGAAAUUUGAGGAAUGUGACGCAAGCAGAUGUAACCCCGCCUACUCUACUGUUUUAUCUCUAGUCACUUGUAAAGGAUCAUACAUAUGGGGAAUUUCGUUUGGUGGUAAUGCCACCCUACUGUAUGCAGAGAGAAAUACAUGUACAAUAGACCUUAAGCUGCUCCCUACUCCUCCACACACUGGUGAUUCCUUGUUUUCCAGCAGACCUCUCAUGGCUAUCUGUGAUACUUUCAGUUGUGCAUCUUCUCAUUGGCAGGUGCGGUUUAUUUCUUUGUGCAAUCGCAAAGUAGUUUUGUCGUAUUACUUAGAGUCGAAAGCGCUCUCAGUAGAUGCAAACGACAGAUUUGUUGUAGUAACACGAACUGAUUCAAUAACAGUAUUCUCAGCACUAACUCUUACAGAACUCUAUACGAUAGCAUAUGUAAAAUCAACACUUUGGCCAGAUCUCUUGCCGAAAAGUGUACCUUCUUCGCUUGGGGUUCGUUGGUUGGCCUUCGCAGAUUCUAAGCCUAUCUACCAACAUUUGUCCCGAUGUGGCGACGCUAGUACAGAUGAGUCACAACCUUUAACUACAACAGUAUUGAGUAUGAAUAAGCGUCUUUGGGAAGGGAUUUCGGCCCUGGCUACUUCAGUUGUUUCUAGUUCAUUGGGUCCGAAUUCACCAAAUUUGCGUAAUAAUCAUCUUGAUUCUCAACAUCAAGUCCCACAAACAACUUUAUCAGAUUCGUUUCCACAACAUGGAUCUAGUCUAAUUACUUCAGAGGUGAAUAACUCAUCCAUAUCACCCGGUUACGUAACAAUAAUUGAUUUGCAUACAUUAAAUUGUGAACAUGCGACUUUGCGAAAACUUGAAGAUGCUACGGCAUCAGUUCGUUUAUGUUCUGCUGGUUCAAAUCUCUCUGACUCAUCAAAUCAAUAUAAUAGUACUAAUCAAAGAGCUCAAUCAUGCUCUCCAAAUAAUCAACACACAAGUAUUAAAAUGUCAGGAGUGAAAUAUUUGAAUGUUCAUGAAUUUGGUGGGUCGGGAGCCAUUGUUGCUCAUUUCAUGGCUCAUCGUUGGGCUGGUGUUGCUCUCUUAAAGUUUGAUCCAUCUGGAAGUCUGUUGUUCACUGCGUGUAAACGGGGUCACUCAUUCAAUUUAUUUCGUAUUGCUAAUCAUCCGUUUGACCAGCGUCAAACUGCUGUACAUCACUUAUACAUUUUGGAACGUGGUAAUUUACCAUGUGAGAUUGUGGAUGCUACUUUCUCUCAUGAUUCUCGGUGGGUAGCUGUGAGCAGCAAUCAUGGGACUACACAUGUUUUCCCUGUUACUGCUUAUGGAGGUCCGAUCACUGUUCGUACACACACUCGACCUCACGUUGUGAAUCGUACUUCGAGAUAUCAUAGAUCAUCUGGUUUAGAAGAGUAUCAUCUAACUAGACCACAACCUGAGAGAAGUGCAACUGAGUCAACUGGAUUUAGCGGUAACUCCUCUAGCAAUUCUAUCAAUAUUCCGUGCCACAUUCCCCAGUCUAGUUCUAUGAAACAUCCUUAUACUAUCCGUAGUCAGUCGUCUGGUUCCGCAUCUGGUGCGUCCAGAGCAACUUCGAAUUUUUGUCAAACUGCACCAAUUGCAGGUUUUGCACCUCAAUGCCCUCAUCUAGGAUUCACAGCUUUCAUGACUCCUCUCAAGGAAACUACUGACUGUUGUAUUAAUGAGGGGAGUUCAAAUUCUUCGUCGAUUCUCUCUGGUGAUUCAGCAUUGUCUGAUGCAUCACACUUUUUCACGCAUUCAAAUCCAUUUUCUUCAGAAUCAUCCAGUAGUCAUCUUCAUGUUUCUGAACAGCCUACUAUGUUGUUUCUAAAUAGUGAAGGAUUAUGUGCUUGUCCACCGAACGCGUUGUAUAACACUACUAAUUCUCGGUUGCCUCCCUAUCCAGAACCUUGUCGAGUUAAAGCUGAAGCAAGAUUGAAACCAUCUAGUGGUAGCAGUGUGACAUCUAUUGCUCGAGGCGCCGCCAGUAGUGCUUUUGAAGCCGUAACACCUAUGAAAAAUAUAAAUGCGGUAAUAGUUAAUCGUCACUUAUCAUCUGUUAAAUCAUGCUAUUCUGAUCCUAAUCAUGUUUACUGCCCUGAAGUUUGCACAUAUACACAAUUACCAGUUAGUGCAGCAUCUCGUUCUUCUUUUCAUUCACGCAAGCAUACUCGGCGUCACAGAAGUGGGCAAUCACUUCAAAAUUUGAAUCAAGAUAUAUCUAGUCCAACAAGUAAUAGUGUUAGAGCUGCACGUUUUGGACCUCCUGUAUGUUUCCUUCCAAAUCAACUUCGUCUAAAUAAUGUAUCUUCAGACUAUCGUAGUGACCCGUAUGUCGGAAAUUCUCGUGCUGUAGAUGCAUUAUUUAUUUUGACAGCCGAUCUUCGCUUAAUAGAAUACGAUUUGUGUGUUAGUGCAGAUGAUACAGCUACAGUCGGUGGGAAAUUAUAUCAGGAUGGUUCAAUUCGUCUAGAUUGUGUAUCUGUUGGCGAAUGGAAUUUACAUACAGAUGCUGUGUACUUGCCUCCAUUUCCUAGACAGCAUCCACUUAUUUUAGCCUCGUCUACACUUCAAGCAAGAUGUAAAACAAAUAGGCUUAAAUCGGACUAUGCUUCUAAUUUAAAGAUGGAUGGUCGAACUGAAAUUUCAUUAGAAUCUGACAACAAUCUGUCGUCCAGAUCUACAAAUUACGAAAAAGUUAUAUCAACGUUGAAAUCCAGUUUACCCCCAGCUAAUAGCAGUCAAGUGAAAUCUGGAUUGUUAGAAAUAAAAACAAACACCGAAGAUAAUAAUAAUGAUAGUAAUAAGAACAAGAAUGAUAAUGAUGAAGAUGAUACAGAUGAUAAUGUCGUCACUCCUGCUGGAUGGACUGCUGAAGAUGUUGCUUCUUACUGGUAUAGUCAAGUUGAAAUAACUACACAUUUAGGACCUUUACGUCGUGUUUGGAUGGGUCCACAGUUUACUUUUCACACUUAUUCAAAACAACGUGACUGGAGUGGUUGUGAUCUACGGCUUUCAUCAUUCAAUAGUUGUAGUUCUUCAGAUAAUAACAAUAUACCUAGUACCACACAAAUUGGCUCCUCUGGAGGGAGUCUAAAAACAGCAUUACAUCCUACUCUUUUAGAAGCAUUCACAUUAAAUGCACCAUUUAUAUUGCCGCCUAUAGUAGAUAUGACUAAUGAGUUAUUAAUUAAAGAUCGGUAUCCUGGCACAUUCAUACCAUCAUCACAUGGUUCCAAUAGUAGUUUAAAUAUGAUUCCAUAUCAAGGUUCUUCUUCAACAUCUACCUCCUCUGUUCAUGCUUUUAUUCAUCCGCAUCCUCAACAUCAUCCAAAUAUCGCUUUGGCCGCAAUUAAUCGUAAUACCACUUCAUCCAAAACAAUUAUGUUACCAAGGCUACCAUCAGGUUUAUUGUUGGAUUCAAAUGCUAAUUUCAACAGUGCACAGUUAAGAUGGCAUAAUUCGUCAGGUGAACCAACUCGUCCACUUAGUAUUGCUGGUGGUUUUGGACCAAGUGGUGAGGCGAUUGUAAUUGAAGGUGGGAGUUAUCAAGACUCAAGUUUGGGUAGCUCUUUAUCUAGUUUAGUUGGUCGCGGUACAGAUGAUUUGGCUCAGUCGAUUGCUGAAGCUAUACAAGAUGAGGAAACUAACUGGAAUGCAGAUAAAAGUUCUACCAAUCUACCACAAUUGUCAAGUGUUAAUAGUAAUCGUGGUGUAUGGCAGUUCAGUGUUAAAUCUACUACCGUCUCACCGGGUUCAAUUAAUAUUAGUGGAGGUAGUGGUCCAGGAUUAUUUCGACUGCCUGAUACUGGUAAUAUUCCAGUUCAUUCGGUAUUAACAGAAGCUGAUUUCCCCAGUCAAGAUACUUCACCAUCAUCAGCUAUGGAUAAUUUUUCACCAAAACAUGAAUUGUUAGACAAUUCAUUGAUUAAAAUGAACAAAAAUUCUAAAGAAAAUAAAACAAAGAAUAACAAUACAAACAUUAUUUAUCCAAAUGAAAAUGUAUCAUCAAACGUUAAUAUAUUGACACAUAAGAGUGCUAAACGGAGACAUGGUAAAAAAAAGUCAAAAAUGAAGCGUCAUCCUGUUGUCAUUAGUGAUGAGUUCACUGCUCCAACUUCAGCAGUAACAAUAACAAAUCUUUAUCCAUCAGGUUAUGAAAGUUUAAGCAGUUCACCAAUAAUUCAAAAUUUGUAUUAUAAUUCUUCAGAUUUAUCAACAUUCUCAUUACCAGGUGAUUUACAAGUCAAUACAACAUAUGACAGUGAUAAUAAUAUGAUGAUGAUGGCUAGUAGUCUAUCCAAUCUUCCUUGUAAUCAAAAUUCAUUGGUCGACAAUGAGAAGAAGUCAAGUAUGGAAACAUUUCAAAUUGAAGAUAAUUCACAAAAUAAAGUGGAGAAUUCUAACAAGAUAAAAAAUUUCGAUGCUGUUAGUGAUGAGAGUGAUAAAAAUUGAUAGGCGAAAAAAAUUGGACAAACUGAUGAAAGCGAUGGAUAGAAUUAUCAACCAAACUAUUUAUUGUGUACAAAGCAUCUGCUGACGCAAUAUUUAAUUCAUAAUAAUUAUUAUUCAUGAAGUUCUGUGUCAUUUGAAGAAGCUUUUAAUGAAUCUUAUGGUAUGUUGUUCUUGUCUCUCUUGUGUUUUACUUCAAGUUGAUUAAUUGUAGUGUUAUUAUUUUAUGAGAGGCUGUUUGAAAUAAUCGAUCUUUAAACAUGUGCCCUUUUUUUUCUUGACUUAUUAAUCUAGUUUUAAGACAAGUUGUCAAUAGUUUUUAUUUGAAGAAUUAUGCUUAAUGCACAUAGAUAAGUUGAAUAUAUAUCUAACAUAGGAUAAAUGAUCAUAGUGUAGAAUGUAUUCAUUCCUAACUCUGAAAUGCUGGUUUCAAUCGAGCAGGAUACAAAAAAUGGAAAAACAUGUGUGGAAGAAUUAAAUAAUAAUGAUUAUAGCAACAAAAACAAGAGUAGAAUUUAUCUAAAAUACAUUUAUGAUAAAUUGCAUACCUCUUAGAUAUUUCUCGCAGUAUUUCUAAAGAACAUAAAAGUAAGUUACGACAGGAUUACUAGUGAUUUCUUGGACCUUAUUAAGGAGUUGUGUUGAAGUGACUGGAACUAAACCUCAGUAAAUAUAACAUUUCUAUGAUGGUUUUAAUUUAAAUGCUUUUCUGUUUGUUCCACUCAGUCGGACUUUUAGAAAGCAGUUCUAGGUAUGAAGUUGAAACAGUGUGCCUACAACGUGUUCAAGAUGUUAAACACGAUGUUACAAUAUCUUAUGACUGAUUGAACAAAGAUCUCCAAUUUAUUUAAACACAUUGGGAAACCUCAAGAUUACUUAUAGUAUGUAUAGCAAGUACAAUAAAUCAUUCAGUGAUAACAAAAUAUGAAGUAGAACUGUUGAAUAUUGUCAUUCCUGCAAAAUGUACAAAUCUAUUUGGAUCAUAGUAAUUUAAAACCAAUAUUUUAUUAAUAGACAGAUGGAAUAAUUGAAUAAUAUAACACACAUUUGCAUAGGAUAGAUAAUUUUUGUUCCAAUAUAAAGUCGUAUCCUCUUCUAUUGAACCAUUAUGAAUCAUAACAAUAACACGUUCGAUUGAUAUUUCAUUUAUUCACAUCUGUUUAUGUACCCAGGUGCUAUUUUUCUACUAUUUAGAUGUUAUGCCUCUUUUUCGAAUUUAGGAUUUCAUUUUUAUCCGCUCCCUCCAGUUUACAUUCUUUCUACAAUAAAACACUUCAAAAUAGAAAAGAGAUAAGCAGAUUUCUGUCCAUUUUAAAGCCAUUCUUUUUUCAUUAUUUCGCUUCUAUCAAUCAACCUAUUAACACAACAGAGAAGCAAAAUACUUCUUGAUCAUGACUAACGCUGCCGUUAUUUGUUUAUUUUCUCGAAUUGCUUUCUUCCCACCAUAUUAACAAAACAACACACUCAUCCAUACUGAUAACCUAUAUUUUGUUUUGCUAGCUUUUGUUUACCAUCUUUCUGUUAUUUUUGUGUGUAUGUCGGUAUUAUUCUUCGUUGCUUUUUGCCCCCGGUUACGGUUAAAACGUGUAGCCUGAUAUUCCCUAUCUCUCUUCGUAUGCACACAAAUUUACUUAUCUGUAAAAUACGUAAUGGACAAAAUAUAUUCGAAAGUGUAAUUAAUAUCCGUUGAACGUUUCUUUUCCACUCCUUUAUUCCUUUUGUGCGCCAGAAUAUCUGUUUUACUACAUUUUAAGGUUUCUUUAAAAGUAUAAAGAGAUUGAUAAUAAUAUUAUUGUCAUUCUAGCAAAUAUAUAAAAGAUAUACAAUAA